Messenger RNA from Manduca sexta (tobacco hornworm), 1078 nucleotides. Its product is annotated as cyclin-dependent kinase-like 1. NCBI's taxonomy places the organism in Eukaryota, Metazoa, Arthropoda, Insecta, Lepidoptera, Sphingidae. Gene Ontology annotation, cellular component: nucleus. The record is from RefSeq and is a predicted model, not a curated record. Gene Ontology annotation, biological process: protein phosphorylation. The coding region runs from base 1 to 1023 and encodes 340 amino acids. Gene Ontology annotation, molecular function: cyclin-dependent protein serine/threonine kinase activity; ATP binding. The transcript is spliced from 9 exons.
AUGUUGACGAAUUCCUUAGGUCCUUCGCCCACGGGACUAUUUAACCAUAUUCAGGUUUCGUGCAUUCUUCUCCAACAGAACCUGAAGCAUCCAAACCUGGUGAACCUGAUCGAAGUGUUUCGGCGCAAGCGCAAGCUGCACUUGGUCUUCGAGUACUGCGACCACACCGUGCUACAUGAAUUGGAGAAGUAUCCAGCUGGCUGCCCCGAGCUCCUCUCGAAGCAGAUCAUCUGGCAGACCCUGCAGGGCGUCGCGUACUGUCACCGGCACAACUGCAUCCACCGGGACGUGAAGCCCGAGAACAUCCUGUUGACAGGCGACGGCGUGGUCAAGCUGUGCGACUUCGGCUUCGCGAGGAUGAUUAGUGGCAGCUGUUCCUCAGAGUAUUCCGUCCAUACCAUGAUACCCUUCGGCGUGGACGUCAGGAGGCGUGCUAGCCCCGGUGAGAGCUACACGGACUACGUGGCGACGCGCUGGUACCGCGCGCCGGAGCUGCUCGUCGGCGACACUAUGUACAGCACGCCGGUCGACGUGUGGGCUAUCGGUUGUGUGUUCGCUGAACUGCUGUCCAGCGAAGCGCUGUGGCCAGGCAAGAGCGACUUGGACCAGCUAUACCUAAUCAGGAAGACGCUGGGCGACCUUCUGCCGCGACACAUGACUAUAUUCUCACAAAACACAUUCUUUCAAGGCAUGGCCCUCCCGGAGCCGACGACUUUGGAGCCGUUGGAGAAAAAAAUACCGCCGCGAUACGCUAGCAACGAACUUAUUAUAGACUUCUUGAAGAAAUGCCUAGACAAAGACCCCAUGAUGAGGUGGACGUGCGAGCAGUUGCUGCGACAUCCGAUCUUCGAGAACUUUCUCUUCACAGUACCGCACUCGGACCACGAGGAGUACGAGAAAGCGAGGAGGGCGCAGGUGCAAUCGUCCCCGCUGCUGCCGCAGUUGAUAGUGAAUGACCGAGGACAGCAGCACAAAGGGAAGAAGACAGAGCUAGACUCGCGGAGCCACCUCCCGACCAUCUGACUAGCACCCAACCGAAACAGAAUCUGAACACUAAUUACAUACAUGUUAUUCGUCA